AAAAGAUGAGCGUUCGAAGGUGAGUGGGAGCGAAGGCGAAUUGGAGCCCCGCCCGUGUUCUGUGCUCUCUCCCUACUUCCCCUCGACUUCGAAUCCCUCGUCCUGUCGCCCGGAUCCAUCCCUGGCAUAAUGGGGAUCGCCUCCCAGGACGCCGUCAAGCAGCUCUCCGCGCUCAUCGGCCAAGUGGACGAGCCGUCGAAGAUCACAUUUCAGAAUAUCCAUCAGGGCUAUCCAACUGAAACUUUGGUGCGCUUUCUUAAAGCUAGAGAGUGGAAUAUCUCUAAAGCACAAAACAUGCUGGUGGACUGUUUAAAUUGGAGGAAACAAAAUCAUAUUGAUGAUAUUUUGGCUAAACCUAUAAUUCCAGCUGAUUUAUAUAGAGGGAUUCGUGAUUCACAACUUAUAGGAAUGCCAGGAUACACAAAGGAUGGUCACCCUGUUUUUGCAAUAGGCGUUGGCCUUAGCACAUACGAUAAAGCAUCAGUGAACUACUAUGUGCAGUCACAUAUUCAAUUGAAUGAAUACCGGGAUCGUGUAAUUUUGCCUGCGGCAACUAAGAAGUAUGGGCGGCAUGUUGGCACAUGUGUUAAGGUUUUAGAUAUGUCUGGCCUGAAGCUUUCAGCAUUAAGUCAAAUAAAGUUAUUGACCAUCAUAUCUACCAUCGAUGACCUAAACUACCCAGAGAAGACGGAAACUUACUAUAUCGUUAAUGUUCCAUAUGUAUUUUCGGCUUGUUGGAAGGUUGUGAAACCUCUCUUGCAAGAGAGGACAAGAAGGAAAGUGCAGGUACUGCAAGGUUGUGGAAGAGAUGAGUUGUUGAAAAUAAUGGAUUAUGCCUCUCUUCCCCAUUUCUGUAAGAGAGAAGGUUCUGGUUCAUCUCGGCACUCGUCUUCUGGAUCCGAUGACUGCUUCUCCUUUGACCAUCCCUUCCACCAGCAGCUCUACAGCUACAUCAAACAGCGAGCACCGAGCCGAGAAUUCAUCGCACCAUUGAAGCAAGGAUCUUUUCACGUAGACGUGCCUGAGCCAAAUCCCGAGGGAAUCAAGAUUGCUAAGACCAUCGAGUCAGAGAUGCACAAGUUGGAAGACUGCAAUGGACUCGGCCGCUCUUUGAGUGGUCUCAAGAUUUAACAGUGCAUCAAUCUCUCCUCUCCUGAUCUGCUCACACCCCUAGUGCAUCGCAACAAAAGAUCAUUCGGUAAACCAGCUGUUGUUUUUUUCUUUUUCCUUUUUUUUUUUUUUGUUUUUUCAAAUUGAUCUUUCUUACCCAACUUACUUGGGAUACACUGGCAAGUCCUUGCAAUCUCUCGAUGCAAGUUUAAUAGGAAGUUGAAUAGUGGAUUUACUAAAGCAUAUAUAAGGAAGAGAAAAAGCUGGACACUCUAUGCAAUCUUAUAUUCUCGUAGAAUAUGAAUAUUUUUUCGUUUGUCA
Musa acuminata AAA Group (dessert banana) is the source of this 1431-nucleotide messenger RNA. RefSeq names its product SEC14 cytosolic factor-like. The record is from RefSeq and is a predicted model, not a curated record. NCBI's taxonomy places the organism in Eukaryota, Viridiplantae, Streptophyta, Magnoliopsida, Zingiberales, Musaceae. Bases 130 to 1131 code for a protein of 333 amino acids. The transcript is spliced from 11 exons.